AUGACACGGCUGUAUCUUGACAAUGUAUGGAGACAUGAUUCGCCAAGACUCACCCUGUACGAAAGUGUCGCUUUUGAAGACCCUCUACCGAGUUACAGUUUGGGACCUCGGAAGCGUGUUCUCGAAACGCGUCUCGAAGAAGACGCAGUCAUCCCAUGUGUGAGAGAAUUCGGAGGACCUCUCUACUGCCCGUUUGCCGCGCUCCGAGUGUGCGAGUGGGUCCAUUUCAACAUGUGCGGACCAGAAAAUUGUUGUUGCGGGGUUCCCCGGCCGGCAAAUCCAGAGGAGUCGAGAAUGCUUCUUGUUGGAGGCAUUGUCAAUAUCGUGUUCCCCCUUGGAAUUGGGACACUGGUUGCCGGCUGCUCUAUGAAUAAUGCACAGCUUAUAAAGUCAGGAACCUUCCAGCUCAUUUGCUCGCUACUGAUUUUUGGCUCGAUCUGGAGUUUCAUAUUUGGCAUUUUGAUGGUCGUCGCAAGUGUUCAGGCAUCGACGUCGGGUGAGGCCGCGCCCGCUGCACCUUCAGGUGCAGCCUCAUCGACACCAGCAUCGUAA
This is a messenger RNA of Besnoitia besnoiti, 552 nucleotides long. RefSeq lists its product as uncharacterized. The record is from RefSeq and is a predicted model, not a curated record. NCBI's taxonomy places the organism in Eukaryota, Apicomplexa, Conoidasida, Eucoccidiorida, Sarcocystidae. Bases 1 to 552 code for a protein of 183 amino acids. The transcript is spliced from 4 exons.